Messenger RNA from Cladocopium goreaui, 1033 nucleotides. Lineage: Eukaryota; Dinophyceae; Suessiales; Symbiodiniaceae. The record is from the annotation of a GenBank genome assembly.
CGGUUUGCCUCGCCAUGGCCAAUGCGGCGCACGCGGCGCACGAGCAGCCCAUGACGCCGAGCAACCUGCUGGCGCCCAGCACGGUGAGCGCGGCGCUGAUCAGCGGGAUGGCGGGGGGAUGUGCACAGGUGAUGUACAUUGUGCCACUGAUGUGGCUGCGUACCAUUAUGGAAUAUCAGUACAAGAAUGGCGAGGGCAUGGCUAAGGUGGCUCAAACUCUUUGGAAGGAGGGUGGCGUUCGAAGAUUCUAUCGCGGCUUCUUGCCUGCGAUGCUUCUCGCGCCCACAGCACGCUUUGGCGACACGGCUGCUAAUGAGUUAGCUCUCUCCAGCUUGGCUCAUUUGGACAUGCCCUUGGCGGCAAAGACGCUUUGUGCCUCAGUGACCGCUGCUGGCUUUCGUGUGGCGAUUCUGCCCUUGGAUGCCUGGAAGGUCAUGAAGCAAGUGCAUGGCAAAGCCGGACUUGAACAUUUGAUUUACAAGGCUAGACAGAAUCCCUUUGCCCUCUGGCAUGGGGGCAUUGGAGUGCUCUUUACUCAAGGUUUUGGGCAUUACCAGUGGUUCUACACCAACAAUCUUCUGCGGGAGAUCGUUCCUGAAUUCGAGAUCAGUUACGGCAAGCACCUGCGGCACGCCUUCAUUGGAUUCACCUCCUCGGUGGUGGCGGAUACCUUGUGCAACCCCAUCCGCGUGUUGAAGGUGAACCGCCAGGCGUCCUUGACGCGCACCGGUUAUUGGGAAGCUGCCAGAAGUAUCAUCGCCAACGAAGGCUUUCUGGGACUCUGGUCCCGCGGGCUCAAGACUCGUAUCUUGGCCAAUGGAAUCCAGGGGUCCCUCUUCACAGUGGGAUGGAGAUACUUCACGGAUCUCUUCACAGCCUCCCGGAUGGCUGAACGUGGCUGACCCUGGCCGUUGAGGAGACGGAGCAGCCCAGCAUUUUCCUUCCUGGGCACACUCCAAAGUGGCAUUUCGUGAGGGAUAUUUUCCUGUACAAAGAUGGUUUUUGUUGCACAUUCUGCGGCACAUGAAUGACC